GGAGACGUCCUCUGUCUCCGCACGCGAGAUAGGGAUCGGAUUGUGGUGGCGGGAGUCAGCCAGAGGAUCGCGCGUGCUCGAAGUGGAGCGAACGUGGAUACCAUGGAACGGCUCGUCGAAAACCGGGAGGAGUUCACGCACCCAAUCCGCGCCAACGUCAAAGGUGAAAUUCCGGGUUGGGUAACCGGCAAGCUCUUCCGGCUGGGACCAGGCAAGUGGGACCUCGGUCAGGGUUUCUCGCUCAACCAUUGGUUUGACGGAGCAGCAAUCAUUUCUUCUUACAAAAUAGACAAUGGAAAGGUGGAGUACAGUUCCCGUUACCUGGACUCUGAAGCCUACAAGCGAAUGAGCACAGUGAAUCGGCCCGUCGUCACAGAGUUCGGCACCAAAUGCUACCCAGAUCCCUGCAAAAACAUAUUUUCGAGGUUCUUCUCAGCCCUAGUACCGAGCGACCUCACAGACAACAACUUCGGCAAUAUAUACAGGUUAGGGGACGAGCUCUUCUGCACUUCCGAAACUUGCUUCGUCUGGAAAGUCGACGAAGACUCGCUCGAAGCAUUACAGAGGCUCGAUCUCAACAAACUGGUUUCGGUAAACCUGGCUAGCGCUCAUCCAAUCACGGAAGAGGACGGCACGACAUACAAUUUAGGAGCUAGCUUCAUUACGGGGCUCAAGUAUCACAUCGUCAAGAUACCUCCGCCAAUCAAAGGUGUCUCGGGUCUGAAACGUGCCACGGUUGCGUACCAAAUGCACAGCAGCUGGAAAACCAUGUUCAGCUAUUACCACAGCUUUGGGAUGACUUCAAACUACAUCAUCUUCGUCGAGCAACCCCUCCUAGUCAACACGAUGAGGCUUAUUGCGUCGAGAGUGAAGGGGUACUCCUUCAAAGACUGCUUCGACUGGGUACCUAAAGAAAAGACGAAGUUUGUUGUCUUGGAUCGAUCGACGGGUCAAGUGCUUCGUACGCGCUUUGUGUCCGACCCCAUGUUCUUCUUCCACGCCGUAAACGCGUAUGAAGAUAACGGACACUUGGUGUUUGACCUUAUCGGCUACGACGAUCCCUCUAUCAUGGAUAAGUAUUACAUGGAGAGACUACGUCACGAAGAUUUCGAUACCGACACUCAGGGACACUUUCGAAGAUACGUCAUUCCCCUUAUCCAGGAGAACAAUCAAGUUGAAGGUAACAUCGUCUCACUGAAGUACACGGAGGCCCGGGCGUACUGGCAGACCAACAACACCGUCUGGUUGACGCACGAGGAAAUGGGCAGAAAAGGUUAUGAUCUGCCGACAAUUAAUCCAAAGUACCAGGGAAAGAAGUACCGUUACAGCUACGGCAGUGGAAAUUUUGAACAGGGAGCUUGCAGGAACGCGAUUGUCAAGCUGGACAUCGAAAGGAGAGAGAUGGACCUCUGGAGGGAGUCCGACACACAGUAUCCCAGUGAGCCAGUCUUCAUUGCAGACCCAGAAGGGGAGGAUGAAGAUGACGGCGUAUUACUUAGCGUCAUCAACGACACCGACUAUUCCCGGCCAGACUUUCUUCUCAUCCUCGACGCCCGCUCUCUAACCGAGGUUGCCCGUGCCGAAGUAGAUCCCAGCGUCCGUGUCUGUACCUCCAUCCACGGAUGUUUCGUUUCAUCCUAACUCAUCCCCAUUUUAAAGAAGACCAAUACCACAGUCUACUACGCGCACGCCGUUCACUCGAGCCGUCGACUGGAACUUCGCUGUGAAAGUGCGCUUCAAGAACUCUUGUGUUUUUCGAGGCAUUCUCGCGGAAGUGAGCUUCUAUGGACCUCCUUCGAGGGGUUGUCAACGGUUGUGUAAGUCGCCUGCCAUAGACGUGUUUUUUGUGUACCGUGUAUGUCUGGGUCCUGAACAGCGCACUCCUUCGACAAGAUUUGAAUGAAGCACAAAUUUCAUUCUAUAGUUCAGAGCCGGAUCGGAUCCUUCCUUAGUUCACGUCCUAAACGUUAUCAUAUGUACCUGCUCUAUUCUAUUGAAGGCUGGUAUCUUUCAGGAGCUGCUUGGGCCUUUUUGUUAAGAACAACGACGCUCCCAAUGGAAAUUGAUUUUCGUAUUUGCCUUACCGCGCCAACAAUCCUAAAAAUCGGGAGGACUCCACGCAUGACGUUGGAGUCCUAGUGUGCUUGCUAGAGUUUACCGCGCAAGGUAGUUACGCAAACCGUUUUGAAAUGAAAGUUACCAGACAAGUUUAGGACGAACAGCACGUGUCGUGUUAUCACACAUUAGAAGAACGUGAUAAAAUUAUUUCAUCUGCUCGCGUUAUAGCAUCAGAAGCUUAUCAAUCAAAAUGUGUCAACUGUGCGCUUCAGUGUGUACAACUCAGAUAAAGAUGAAAUAAUUUUAGUCUAUAUGCUCGUUUCGAAGAUUAGGAUUUCUACAGCGGUAAGGCCUUUGUUUUUGUUUACGACCUUAGCAUUUAAGGCCUUAAACGUGCCCUUCUGAGGGGAGGUACUAGACUCCGACAAAGCUGCAGAAAAACUUUGUUUUCUUUAGAAUCGUAGAAACUAGGCGGUCGUUAACAGAAGCAAGAUAGCGACGAGACCAUAUUUUCUGUUUCAGUAAGAAUAGCUUGCCUUUCCGGAUGGAUGACUUAUGCUGUAAACGACAAUACCUACAGCACAUUAGCGAAACCACUGAAAAAUAUAACAGCUGUUUUGCGUUCCAUGACGUGGAAUCCUAAAGAAAGACAUCAGGCAAAGAGACCGGUGGCGUAUUACGAGGAACGCAGGAAGGUCUUGAACAGCUUGAAGCGUGAGAAAGCCGCGCAGCACGGCACGAGAUCCAGGACGGCCACAACUUAUUUUAUGCAGAAGAUAUUUUAAGAAGCAGUGGGCAACCUUCGUUUCGUAUGUAUCCCGCAGGAAUUUAUUCUCUCUGAAAUUUGUAGCGUCGUAUUCAAAAUAAAUAAAUAUUAUAUAUUGUAUCCACAGAGGGGAACAGCGGAAGUAAAUGACAAAAGCAGUUCGGUGUAUUGACGUAAUUACUUGCGGAGUAGUCCCGUGCAGUACUUCGGGGGUCUAUUGGGCAGCGUUAUCCAGUCCUAUUUUACAGCGUUACCCCCGUUGUACGAUUACAUUAUUCAGUUUUAUCCAGUCAAUCGACAUUGCUGUUCUACGGAAAGCCUCAGGAUGGUACGAGACAUAAUGCUUGUUAUCUAUAGUUAUUGAGCGAGAUUAUCCACCUAUAAUGGCUACCAAGCACAGACAAGCACCUCCGGUAACUGUUAAAUUUCAGGGUGCCGGACACUAUACCAGUCGAGCUUCCCUACGUGGUUAGAUCAUGCUGUGUGCAGCUGAAGACAACGCGGAUUGAACCGUUCAGUGCGCGAAAUAAAGUCAGUAUUCUUCUGUCACAUCUGUUGUCCGGUUCCUGGUUGCGAAGACCCUAUAAUCAUUUAGUGCUGAGUACGAUGAUGACGUAAUAGGACGUUAGUUUUGCAAUGUGUUUAUCGAGGUAUCCGUUAAGUACAACCUAACAACUUUAUCUACCCCUAGCCUGGUCGCAUUCAUCGAGUUAUAUGCUUUGUUCUCGGAAAUGCUGGAGAGUUGAUAACUUGAAACGGGCACUAAUAUGUUGAAAUUUGCACUUCUGGUGGAGCUUCCACACAAACUUCAACACCCAUUAGCUGCAUGUAUGCCGUUUUAUCAGCGAUUCUGCGAACAUUCGUGCAUGCUUCGCUGCAACAUAGUCCCAUACUAAGCCUCCAUUUCGUAAUCGCUCGAAUUAUUCGGAUUAGUUGGGCGAUAGUCGGUCCCUCAAUGUGGCGAUCCUCUAAUGGUGUGCUACUAAAACCGGAAACAAAAAAUAUAUACUGGGAUUAGCCAAAUGUACUUCAUCUGUUGACAACCUAUAGCACGACUGAUGAUGAGAGGCUCUCACGAGAUGUGGCCCAACUUUGUUUCGGGUUAACCUAUGGUAUGCCUUUGACACUACCAUGUAAGCACAGGACAUCCCCGCAGCAGUUGUCGGAGUGAUGAUGAUGUAAUGAAAUUCACAGCUUCCCUACAGGGGGGGGGGGCGGGGGGGGCGGGGGGGGGGCUCACUGUUCUAGGUGUCGACAACGCUGGUCGCGCAGUGUGUUAUGUCAUUGGAUAUUGUCGUGUUAUUAAGAUGAAUUCAGAGAUAUGGAACCUACGUGGUACAGGUCCUAUCGUUUCUGGGUUUGUACGCGUUAACGGGGACAGCAUUGCCUUCAGGAGACGCUCUGCUUCUCAGUCCCUCUGGAAAGACUGUACGCUCGACUAGAGGGAUCUCAUCAUUUCUAAGACUAGUCAUUUACUUCUUACCGAGGGACCAGGCCGCCACUGUUUCGAGCUACGCCGUUAAUGACGUUGGCUACCACGAACUUGAAACCUUGCCUUUGCGCUGAGGGGACAUCGCAUCGUGUCAGUCGCUGCCGCCGAAGAGGCGUUUUUCAAUAAAUGUUACUUGCCGUUUUCCUUUUGAAGACUUCGGAGGCGCUACCGAGAACGAGAAUUUCACUGGGAAAGUGUAUUUCCCAAAUUUGCUUCGGCUUUUGGUAAAGCUGCCUUACCCAGAGCUCUUUUGGUGCAGCGUCCCAGAUGUCCAUUUGAAACGCAGACGACGUCGCCCCGUGAUUCCUUGCCGUCAUCAAUGUUACCCAGUAAUCCUUGCGCCAUAGGGGGGGGGGGGUAUGUUUAAUGCAAAGAGAAGGGAAAGGUUAGCCACGAUGUGGCGCUAUAGUGAGCCAAGGUAUCGUGCCCCUUCCGCGUCUACGAAGUUUGCGUUAGCAGAAGACACUGGGACAUUGCAGAAGACACGGAGGUGACCUUACGAAAGAGGCACUCAAGUUCAGGAGUAGACUGGUGUGUAUUUUGCGGGUGUUUUAUUUAAGCUGUGCCCUCUUGUGACGUCACCGUAUAUGAACUUGUGUUGGAUAUUAGCUCGAAGACUGUGAUUUUGUUGAGGUACGCUUCUAGAUUCUUUUAUUUUAUUUUUGUCUCCCCCCCACGUAUAACGUUCAACGUAAGGCGUGAUGCCCUUCUGGCGGCGGCGACUGUUGAACUAUACAUAAACUACGUAAAUCUGAGGGUGCGAAGGCUGUUUAUUUUCUAUGAAUAUCAUAUAUUCGGUUGGACCACCACGAACAAGUCUGUACGACAGACCCGCGUGCUCUCGUGUACUUAAUUGUGGCAUCAUUGUAGUGUAUUACUUCUCGGGACCAGGUUCCCAAAGGGUUACCACCAUUGACUAUGCAUACUGUACAUAUGUAAUUACUGCUAUUGUGCUAAUAAAAGCAACGUUGUAGAGUUC
Messenger RNA from Ornithodoros turicata, 5295 nucleotides. Its product is annotated as carotenoid-cleaving dioxygenase, mitochondrial-like. Gene Ontology annotation, biological process: carotene catabolic process; retinal metabolic process. Gene Ontology annotation, molecular function: beta-carotene 15,15'-dioxygenase activity; carotenoid dioxygenase activity. The transcript has 11 exons. The record is from RefSeq and is a predicted model, not a curated record. The coding region runs from base 103 to 1641 and encodes 512 amino acids. Lineage: Eukaryota; Metazoa; Arthropoda; Arachnida; Ixodida; Argasidae.